Messenger RNA from Saccoglossus kowalevskii, 1308 nucleotides. Its product is annotated as 3-hydroxyisobutyryl-CoA hydrolase, mitochondrial-like. Gene Ontology annotation, cellular component: mitochondrion. Gene Ontology annotation, biological process: L-valine catabolic process. The record is from RefSeq and is a predicted model, not a curated record. Gene Ontology annotation, molecular function: 3-hydroxyisobutyryl-CoA hydrolase activity. Lineage: Eukaryota; Metazoa; Hemichordata; Enteropneusta; Harrimaniidae.
CUUUGAACCAAUGCACCAAGCAGGCGAAUCGGUUAGGAAGAAGUAGGCCAACUAAGUUCCCAUCUGCGAUCACCGAAAUAUAACAAAUGACACUGCAGGCGCUCUUGAACAGAUCUCCACUUCGACGCUUGUCGGUUGUGUUACAGCAUGUCCGAAGUAUGUCAUCUGCCGCAAGUCAAGAUGACGUCAUCUUGGAGAAAGUGAAGAACACUGCCGUGAUAACAAUGAAUAGACCAAAAGCGCUGAACACUUUGAAUUUAAGCAUGGUUAGAAAAAUAUAUCCCAAACUCAAAGAAUGGGAGUCUGAUGGUAGUACAUCACUGGUGAUCAUCAAGGCAACUGGAGACAAAGCAUUCUGUGCGGGAGGUGAUAUUAAAGCAAUUACAGAUGCAGCUAGAGCUGGCGAACCACAUGGUCAUAAUUUUUUUAAAGAAGAAUACAUUUUAAACCAUGCCAUAGGAACUCUUAGAAUACCCUAUGUAGCCUUGAUAAAUGGUAUUACUAUGGGUGGGGGUGUCGGUUUAUCGGUUCAUGGACACUUUCGUGUUGCUACACAACGUACAUUAUUUGCCAUGCCUGAAACUGCUGUUGGUCUUUUCCCAGACGUAGGUGGUAGUUAUUUCUUGUCUCGUCUUGGUGGAAAUUUAGGAAUAUAUUUAGCAUUAACUGGUGUUCGUUUGAAAGGAAGAGAUGUCCAGAGGGCUGGCGUGGCAACACACUUUGUGGAAACUGAGCAGCUUGGUGACUUGGAGAAAUCUUUAAUUAAUUUAGAAAAUGCAAAUGAAAAUAAAGUAUUAGAUGUACUGGAUAGUUAUCAUAACAAGUGUACGUUGGAUGCAGAUAAAGAAUUCAGCUUGAAACCUCACUUAGAGAAAAUUGAUAGACUGUUCGGCGGAAACACUUUAGAAGAAAUAUUUGAAAACUUGGAGAAAGACGGCAGUGAAUGGGCUUUGAAACAGCUGGAGAUUCUUAAGCGUAUGUCACCAACAUCUAUGAAGGUUACGCUACGUCAGUUACGAGAAGGUGCUAAGAUGAGUUUUAAUGACUGUUUUACAAUGGAGUUCAGGAUAUGCAGUGGAUGUCUGGCUGGCCAUGACUUCUAUGAAGGCGUCCGUGCUGUAUUGGUAGAUAAAGACAAUUCACCGAAAUGGAAUCCUGCUACCAUAAAUGAAGUUACGUCGGAAAUUGUUGAUGCACAUUUCAAGCCCCUGGACUCUGCCAAUGAACUUAUCAUAAACUAGAACAUCUUGUAUCAGCUGUACAGAAAGUGUCAUAUCAGUGUUAUAAGCAAAUAUAACAGAAUUUAAG